Fusarium redolens is the source of this 1221-nucleotide messenger RNA. Its product is annotated as acetyltransferase. Bases 195 to 881 code for a protein of 228 amino acids. The record is from RefSeq and is a predicted model, not a curated record. The transcript has 2 exons. NCBI's taxonomy places the organism in Eukaryota, Fungi, Ascomycota, Sordariomycetes, Hypocreales, Nectriaceae.
GGAACCUUCAAGGAUUGCGAUCCUUGCUAGCGUAGCAUGUCUUACGUGUUAUCAACCCUGAAACAUCACACACUGCUGUCAUCUGAAUAAGCAAAUUUGUUGUUUUACACACGACCUUUCUCUUGAAGCCAUACAGUGCCCUUUUUUUUCAGGCGUCAUCUGAGCUUUCGGUAUUUAAGGGGUAAAUAAUCGAAAUGGCGAACCAGUUCUCUUUCCGCGACGCUUCCGCAUCAUUUAAUGAUGCUCAGUUCAUGGCUGAUGCAAUGGACUCGACGAUACCUCACCUUGUUGCCAUGGGAAACUCUGGUCAAUGGGGAACCGAGCCCCUUUCUAGAAAGGAGUCGUUCAUUCAGAAGAUGCAUGAUGCUGUCUCGAAGUCAGAGCAGUUCUGUAAAACAGGGACUGGUGACCCGGAGAGAAUAUUUAUCGCCGAGGUUGAAGACGAUCAAACCACCUCAGAAUCCACUGCAAAUGAAAACCUCUCCCGCCGCGUGGACGAGAAUGGAAAAGUCUUUGUGUCUGUUGGUUUCGUCAAGAUUGUCGAAGAACAGUUCGUGAGUUAUCUGAAAGAGACCGAGAGUUUGAAAGCCCAGGUCGGAGCUGCGUUGAAAAAGGGCAAGUUUGUUUUCCUCCAAUACCUCGUCACUGAUCAUCGAGUUGGUGAUAAACGUCGAGGUGCUGGGGCUGCUCUCCUUCAGAAAGUCAAGGAAUAUACUCUUGAGCGUGGUUGGAAGACAAUUUGGCUUGAUUGCUGGGAUGGAGGUAAUGGGCAGUUGGUGCAAUACUACGUUGAUCAAGGAUUUCAUAUUAUGGGGAGCUUUGGGAAUGAUCAUGAUGGGACUUCGUGGAAUGGUAAACUUUUCCGCAUGGACUUGGCCUAGAAACUGCUACCGAAGCAAGCAUCACAUAGCCAAUACUGCUAUCUCUGUGGAUACUCACUUCUCCAGUGGAGCUGUAUCAACAAAGCAGCCGAAGAAGGAGUCCCGUCCUCCUGCAACUCCAGCCUCAACUGCUAAUUUCCUCAACUCUUGAUUCUCCUCCUUACUCAGCUUCACCUUUGCGGCUCCCACGUUCUCUUCGAGAUACUUGAUCUUCUUCGUUCCAGGGAUAACAAACAGUUUCGGACUCUGCUCCAAGAUCCAGGCCAGGACGAGCUGUGAGGAUGUAUAUCCCUUGCUCUUGGCCAACUCAUUGAACUCGUCCACAAUCUCUAGGUUCUUU